Serinus canaria (Common canary) is the source of this 485-nucleotide messenger RNA. RefSeq names its product proline rich 13 (gene PRR13). NCBI's taxonomy places the organism in Eukaryota, Metazoa, Chordata, Aves, Passeriformes, Fringillidae. The record is from RefSeq and is a predicted model, not a curated record. The annotation marks the transcript as partial. The transcript has 2 exons.
GCGGCGCCCCCCAACCCGCUGGGGGGGCCAGGGCAGCCCCCGUACCCCGCUGGGCCCCCCCCGUUCCCGCCGGGGCCCCCUCUGGUCCCCUCGGGCCCCCCCUUGGGACCCCCCCCGCCGCAGCCCCCCCACCCGGGGGUGCUCCCCCACCCGGGGGUCCUCCCCUCCUUCCCCCCCGGGCUGGACAAGAAGGCCGCGAAGAAGAUGAAGAAGAGGAUGAAGAAGGCUCACAAGAGGCACAAGCGCUCUUCGUCCUCGUCCUCCUCCUCCUCCUCCAGCAGCUCCGACUGAGCCUCCUGAGACCCCCACAGAAUCACCUGGGACCCGCCAGGACCUCCUGGAACCCCUGGGACCACCAGGAGCCCCCUGGGACCUCUUGGGACCACCCGGGACCCCCAUCCUGUCCCCAUGUCCCCCAUCCCCUGCUGCCGGGGGGGUCCCGGGGUGUCCCCCCCGUCCCCCAAUAAAGCUCUGGGACACCCCAA